AUGAUUUUCAAGAGAGUUGGACUUGGGCUCUUCAUACUCGUGGCUGCUGUCGUGAUCCUAGGCACUUUUGCUCAGACUUAUAAGGACUUCUUGAAGCAGCACUAUGACCAUCCCAAAAGCAGUGUUGGAAACCCUUACUGUAAUACAAUGAUGAAGAAGCGUGGAAUGACCAAGCCCAAAUGUAAGGAGGUGAACACAUUCAUCCAUACCAAGAAGAACAAUAUCAUUGCCGUUUGCACAGAUGAAGGUGGAAUAGCUAUUGAUGACAGAUUGCAACGCAGCAAGCAAAAGUACUUGGUCACCAACUGCAGAAUAAAAGGAUCCCUCACCAAACCUUGUGAAUACAGCGAAGAUACUUCGCCCAGACACCUUGUCACUGCUUGUGAGGAUAAGUUGCCUGUGCACCAGUGGUGGACCAUUUAUAUAAUGGGCUCCUUGAGUCAGAAGGACAGAAGAAGGCAGAAGGUUGAGAACCCAUCUCUUCUUCGAGAUCCCAUUCAGGUGAUUCUAAGACCAGAGAAGGCUAAGAUGAAGCAAUGA
Pantherophis guttatus is the source of this 540-nucleotide messenger RNA. The record is from RefSeq and is a predicted model, not a curated record. Lineage: Eukaryota; Metazoa; Chordata; Lepidosauria; Squamata; Colubridae.